AUGGUGGUCCACCAGGUGGGCAGCAGGGGCCGAGUGGCAGCCGAGAGAAGGGGAAGUCGCUGCGAGGACAGGAAGCAGACGCUGUUGGCAUUGCUGGUCCUGGUGCUCUAUGUGGGCACAGGAAUAUCAGGAAGAAGUUGGGAGGUGUCAGAAAGGAUCAGAGAAUGUAACUACCCCCAGAAUCCUGUGACUUCCCAGGUGUUUGAAUACCAGACCAGCGACUCCCCAGAAGAGCCGAUCAAGGUCAUGAGGACCUGGUUGAAAGAGAACUUGCAUGUUUUCUUGGAGAAGCUAGAGAAAGAGGUGCAAGAGCUGGAGCGGCUGGUACGGGACCUGGAGCAAUGGCUGGAUGCCCUCCUGGGAGAGGGGCACCCGGAGGACCUCUGCUCCACCGUCAGAAAUCACCUGUGA
Dama dama (fallow deer) is the source of this 411-nucleotide messenger RNA. RefSeq names its product small integral membrane protein 23 (gene SMIM23). The transcript has 4 exons. NCBI's taxonomy places the organism in Eukaryota, Metazoa, Chordata, Mammalia, Artiodactyla, Cervidae. The coding region runs from base 1 to 411 and encodes 136 amino acids. The record is from RefSeq and is a predicted model, not a curated record.